Nomia melanderi (Alkali bee) is the source of this 3253-nucleotide messenger RNA. Its product is annotated as protein FAM161A. Gene Ontology annotation, biological process: cilium organization. The record is from RefSeq and is a predicted model, not a curated record. Gene Ontology annotation, cellular component: cilium. Lineage: Eukaryota; Metazoa; Arthropoda; Insecta; Hymenoptera; Halictidae.
CAAAAGAUAAAUAUGAUACUGUUCACUAUACAUUCAUUUUGCAGUAAACAAUAAGAAUUUCUUACAUCGCUGUUGGGUAUCAAAUACUUUGAUCAGUUGAAAUAAAUCUUCUAUUUUUAUUGACGUAUGUUUUUUUCUUACACUUAAUUAUUGCAAAAAUACCUUGCCCCUGUUUAAUUUAAACGAUACACAAUAUAACCCCUUCCUUAAAAUAGGAGAAUGACAGUAAAACUUCGACGUGCACGAGUAGUACAACAAUGUUUUACAUGAAACGCAAAUACAUUGACGUGAUUAUCAAACAAUAUAUCUUAUUAAAUGCUUUUGUUUGAUUAUUAACAGUAGUUUCAUUAUUGACAUAUUCAAGUGCUUAAUAAAUGCUACAUUUAUUUAAAUAUCGAAUUCAACAUUAUUCGAGAUGAUAUAUACUUGAUAGUCAUUAUGUAUAAAGAUUAUUUACGUGUUUUGAAUGAACACGUGUUUACAUGUAUAAAUAUGCGUAAUAAUAAUUUACGAACAAAUGGAAAUAUCAAUAUUUAUUUUACUAACAAUUUGUAAAUAAUUAAAAUGAUAACAUUCUUUUAUAUUGACGAUACUUAUGAUUUGCCAUGGUGAUGAACACAGCAGCAAGAUUACAUUGAUCUUUUCUAAAUGUGUUCUCGCAUGGUGAUAAUAACUUUAAAUAAAUCCGAUUUUGGUGAAUUUUCGAUAGAUUUGAAGAAAAUCGUAGAUAACGAUAAUAAAUUGAAGGCGUAAAUUACAUUGUUAUUUAUAUAAAUCAGUUUUUAAUAUUUCUGAUAAUAAUAUAAUAAACGUACGGCGUCCGAUAAAAACAACCGGCAAUGACAGAACACAGAGGAACAUCAUUUUACAAUUCUUGUGUAAAAGUUCCAGUGGACCCUUGCAGUAGGCAACCAACACCUUCCUAUGAACGUCCUAGGCUUGCAAAAAAUUGCAAAGAUGAUUAUGUUAAUAAGACAGACUUUGUAACAGACAAUCAAAUUAUUAGCGAUUCAGGAGCAUCAAGCCCCAGAGAAAUUGUAGACAAUUUUAUAGAAUUUUUAGAAAGUAUCCCAGAUUAUGGUCAAGUUCAUCACUUGUCAAAUGAACAGUUUAAACAAAAGGUGGACUAUUUAAAGAGAAAACAGAAGUUACUGUUAAAAAAUUUAGAAAAUUCACUUGCUGAUGACGAAGAAGUGAACAUGUCAGGCUUAUCAAUAUCAAAGUACAAUCAAAGAUCAAAAACUGAACAUAAAAAUGGCACAAAUGAUUUAAAACUAGAUGGCAAGAAGUGUUAUUUGGAAGAGUUCAGAAUUUCUAGCCCUAUGCCGUAUCCAUCUGAUAAAUUUGUUUAUCUCUUGGAGGAUGAAGAUUUUUUGGAGAACAGAUACAAACAAAGAGACAAGGAAUCUAAAACAAUAUGCAAUGAAAAGUUACACUUGGCCGACAAUUAUUGGGGAGCAUGGUACGAAUCAAAAAGUAAAGAUAAAUUGGAAAGUGAUACAGAUAGCAUAGAAACAAGAAGCUUGCCAGCUAGUACAUCUAAAGAAUGGCAUCCUACCGUACCCAAGCCAUUCAGCUUUACCUUACGAGAAGAAGCCGAGAAGUAUAUGGAACAAGUUGAAACUGAGGAUGCACAACGUAAAAGUUUCAGGAAUAAUAAUAAAAGCCCCUGCAAAAAACGUCGUAUAAGACCAGUCCCUCUUACAUCUAAAAUUCCACUGUACGACAAGUUAUUAGCAGAGAAAGAAGAACGGAGUCGCAUAGUACGCGAGGAAAGUGCCAUAAAUUUAAUGUCCCAAGUACGUCCGUUUCGCCUGGAAUGUGACCGCCGAGCUCGACGAUGUUUAGUGCGAUCCAGCCCAGAAAUUCGCAGCAAAAGUGUCAACGUGUAUACAAAGUUUAAAGCUAAACCGGUGCCAAAGAAUCUGUUCAGUACCGAGAUAUAUGAUCGUAUGCUCGAAGAUGAAUAUUACAGGCACCUGCAAAAACGAGUAAGGGCGGCAGAAUUAAUGAAAUCCUCCUGUUUGCCGCCAUCGAUGGCAAGACGGGAACGCGUUAAAUCCGCGUGCACGCGUCUGCGAGAUACAAACAAGAGUUGCAACGAGAAUCUUGGCAGCAGAAGCUCCCUCCAAUUAUCAAACGUUACAUCACCAUCGAUGGAAAGAUGUAGAUCAGCAAUGUCGUUACUACCAGCGCGGGGGAAUAACUUAGCAGCAAUAUUAAGAUGCCAAGUGUCACGAGAAAAAUUAGAACGCGAGAUAAAAGAAAAAAUGGAGGAGAAACGACGGGAACAAGCUAUAAGGAUGAGAGAAUCAUUUAUUGGACGAAACCCUGUGUGGAGAGCUUUGAGGUCCGCGGCAAGGCACGAUCAUCAAAGAGAUCUUAACAUUCGAACAUCGCUGCGUCGCGACGAAGCUCGUGAGCAGUCGGAACGUCACCGGUUACAGAUGGAGAUGAUGCUGGAUCGCGUGACUCAAAUACCAACUCUUUUCGAGCGUCACUCUCAGACUUACCAAACGCUGAUCGAACCACAACAAAAGGACAGUUCAAAGUUGCUGCAACGAAAGAAGAAGAGGAAACAAAGACAAAAGUCGCGCAGCAUAGAUUGCUACGCCGACUACGAGAAUAUUUGCAGACCAGAUUCUGGGUCGGUGACCAGUUCCUCUGGAACGUUACUAUCAGUAAGCCAAUCGUCGAAGUCAUCGGAGGCGUCCACGUCGCAUGUCUCUGACAAAUCAACAGCGAAGUCUCAGUGUUCCUUUUCCAAGAAGAAAGGCGAUCGUGGCCAGUUAAAAGUUUCUAUAAACGAAACGGCAGAACUGAUCGACGACGAGAAGGACGAGCUACACAGCGAGCAACGUUACUCUAACGAAAAGGACGGAAAUACAGUGCACAGUGACAAACACAUUGACAAUAUGAACUCUAGUCGAUGCUGAUAUACAUUCAUACCUUCAGACGCUGGUUACAAGUAACAGUGCACGCCAUACAAUAAAACAGAGGUUUAUUCAAUGACAGUUUAUUGUAACAUUAUCAUAAAAUUUUCCACUGAAAAAAUACAAAACUCCGCGGUGCAACCGCUAUAUACAAUUAUGUAUAACUCUCGUGUAUCGGCGAUUGGAUAGAGGAAGUAGUUGAAGCGCUUUAACGCGUUAAGCGCCACGAAAAUCUUAAGCGUUUCCCCAUAGAGUUUGUCUUUCGCAGCAAAGAAAAGUAGGAAUAAUUAUGAAUUGUUCGGCGUUGCAACGUUUGCGUU